Messenger RNA from Malaya genurostris, 1661 nucleotides. RefSeq names its product katanin p60 ATPase-containing subunit A-like 2. Gene Ontology annotation, molecular function: ATP binding; protein binding; ATP hydrolysis activity. The record is from RefSeq and is a predicted model, not a curated record. Lineage: Eukaryota; Metazoa; Arthropoda; Insecta; Diptera; Culicidae. The coding region runs from base 169 to 1629 and encodes 486 amino acids. The transcript is spliced from 4 exons.
CUUGGUUUAUAUUUUCUCUUGUGCAUUGAUUAGUUUUCAAAUAAAACAAACCGUUGUCAGGUUCGGUUUCUAUGCGUACACGUGGAAACAUGAGUUCCGGAUUGUCAACAUCAACAUAAACGAUACGAUCAAACCUGCACUCAGACGCUGCAUUUUUCAUCGUAACUAAUGUCUUUUGAGCAAGAUAAGCGAUCUCUCUACGAACGGCGUCGGAAUAUUCUUUACCUGAUGGCGAAUUAUUUAUCGAUCGUGGGCCUUGAGCAAACUCGUCGGACAUUGUUGGAUGAAACGCACCUAACCGAGGAAUUUCUGGUUUGCGACAAUAUUGAUCUGGAUACAAUCUACCAGGAAUACUGUAGCUACUAUCAGCUCAAGUUCGGCAAACAGCCACAUGUAGUGAAGAAAAACGAACUCUACGCAUUACAGGCUCCACUCGCACAGCCCCAGCGGAAACAGUCGGGUUACAAAAAACGUCAACAGCCAGCGAUGAAACCAAUGCCUCUGACUCCGUGCCGUCCCGAACCGGAAGCUGAAAAUGAAAUCAAAGAUUUAGGAUCCCGGAUUGUUGUUUCGCAACUGUCAACUAGUCCGCAUCUCGCGACAUCAAAUAAUUGUGCUGAACCUGUCAUUAAACCUGAAAAACCGGUCGAAAAUAGUCAUACCAUUGCGGUGAAAGAACAAAACGUGAAACCAUUUAUUAGGUUACAUGAGAAUUUUACAAGUGAAUGGAAAGAUUUUGCUGAUAUUGUUUGCAGAGAUCUUAUCAAAAAGGACCUCCACCACCGUUGGAACCAAGUGAAGGGUUUGGACACGGCUAUCAAAUUAUUGAAGGAAAGUGUCAUCACUCCAUUGCAAUAUCCACAACUUUUCGUUGGACUUGCCAAGCCGUGGCGAUGUGUUUUACUACACGGUCCACCAGGAACUGGCAAAACCUUGCUGGCAAAAACUCUCUGCUCGGAAACACGUGACUCAAUCACUUUUUUCAAUGUAACCUCGGCCACACUAAUUUCGAAAUGGCGAGGUGAAUCCGAGAAACUGAUCCGUGUGUUGUACGACGUGGCCCGGUUCUAUGCUCCCUCAAUCAUUUUCAUCGACGAAUUUGACGGUCUAGCAUCCAGGAGAGACUCCGUCGGAGAACAUGAGGCAUCCAAGAGGUUCAAGAAUGAAUUUUUGACGCUGGUUGACGGACUAGACAGUGGAACGGAUGAGGAAAGAGUAUUCCUAUUGGCAAGCACCAAUAUGCCGUGGGAAAUAGAUCCUGCAUUUCUGAGAAGAUUCGAGAAAAAGAUUCUUGUUGACGUACCCGGUGCUGAUGGGAGACAGGCAAUCAUCAACGACUUGUUACCGGUGACGAACCGGUGGGAUCCAGAACAACUGAAUGAGCUUGUGGGAAUGAGCGAAAAUUUUACUGGAGAUGAGAUUAGAAUCGCUUGCAAAGAAGCUUCGAUGAUGCUUAUCAGAGAUAAAAUUCGAGACGGUCCCGGAUCUUUAACACCAUCCGUAUCGUCCGUAACUGACGUAGUAAAAUUUAGCCAAUUAAAAGCAGCUCUAGGACAAAUUAAACCAGCCUCGCACGGAUCGAUUCAGAAGCAUCGGGAUUGGAAUCGCAAAUAUGGAAAUCAUUCCUAAAAUCCAGUGUUUAAACAAACAAUAAAUCUUUU